AGGUUAGGUUGAAAAGUACGAGCCGCUAAGUCUCGAUCAUCCGGUGUGAACUCUCUAUCUGCUGGAGCUUGCAGUUGCAGAAAUUAUCGAGUCUCUCUUGCUAAAUCCUAUACCUCUCCCAAUUCAUUCUCUAAUUCGAAUUUCAAUUCUAUACGGUCACUUUUCAUCCCUCACAAUCUAACAUUUCAAAAAUCUGAAGCUACUUUCUCUACGACAAGGAUGUCUCAAAGCGUGGUAACUUGCUCUGCCGAGAGAACUUCUCCGGCCAAGGCGCUGCGCAUGAUUCUUGACUCGCCCGGUGUCCACCUGGGCCCUGCUUGUUUCGAUGCUCUUAGUGCUAAGCUUAUCGAGAGAGCGGGAUUCAAUUACUGCUUCACUAGUGGAUUUUCAAUAUCAGCUGCUAGAUUGGGAUUGCCUGAUACUGGAUUUAUUUCCUAUGGGGAAAUGGUGGAUCAGGGGCAACUAAUCACUCAAGCUGUGUCAAUUCCUGUAAUUGGGGAUGGUGAUAAUGGCUAUGGAAAUGCCAUGAAUGUCAAAAGAACUAUCAAGGGAUUUAUAAAAGCUGGCUUUGCAGGAAUCCUUCUUGAAGAUCAGGUGUCUCCGAAAGCUUGUGGUCAUACACGUGGUAGGAAAGUGGUGUCUAGAGAAGAAGCAGUGAUGCGGAUAAAAGCAGCCGUUGAUGCUCGGGAAGAGACUGGCUCAGACAUUGUUAUUGUUGCACGAACUGAUUCUCGUCAAGCAAUAUCCUUGGAUGAAUCACUUUGGAGGUCAAGAGCUUUUGCUGAUGCUGGAGCAGAUGUUCUUUUUAUAGAUGCACUAACUUCAAGAGAAGAAAUGAAGUCUUUCUGUGAAGUCGCUCCCCAAGUUCCUAAAAUGGCCAACAUGCUCGAAGGAGGGGGAAAAACUCCAAUACUUAGUCCAUCGGAACUUGAGGAACUGGGAUAUAAAGUUGUGGUUUACCCACUUUCCUUGAUCGGGGUAGCUAUACAAGCGAUGCAGGAUUCGCUAACUGCCAUUAAAGGAGGUCGGAUUCCCCCACCUGGAACGAUGCCAACUUUUGAAGAAAUAAAGGAAAUCUUGGGUUUCAACCUUUAUUAUGAAGAAGAGAAGCGGUAUGCUACCAGCACAAGCUAGAUGCUUAGGCCAGGAGGUGAGGUAGAAAUGAACCUUUUUCGCCUACACCAGCCCAGUUUAUAUAUGCACUAUGUACUUGGAACCCAAGAUAUUUUGGUAUUCUAGCAUGUUAACUGUCAAAACUUAAAAGGUGUUUUUUUUGAGUUAUUUGUGAUAAUAAUCAGUAAUGGAUGUAAAGGGCAGACAGAAUCGGUUGCUCCUCUAAAAGUUUUUAAUGGGAAUAUAUUAAAUAGGAGUUUGUUCUUAA
Messenger RNA from Manihot esculenta (cassava), 1381 nucleotides. RefSeq names its product 2,3-dimethylmalate lyase-like. Bases 220 to 1134 code for a protein of 304 amino acids. The record is from RefSeq and is a predicted model, not a curated record. Gene Ontology annotation, molecular function: catalytic activity. Lineage: Eukaryota; Viridiplantae; Streptophyta; Magnoliopsida; Malpighiales; Euphorbiaceae. The transcript is spliced from 5 exons.